Chara braunii is the source of this 5100-nucleotide messenger RNA. The record is from the annotation of a GenBank genome assembly. Lineage: Eukaryota; Viridiplantae; Streptophyta; Charophyceae; Charales; Characeae.
GCGAACGACUCCAUCAGUCAGUCAGCGUUUUCUUCGUCCUCCAUCUUCCUACCGAUAGCCUCGUCUUGCGGCAUUGUCUCUUUUUUUCCCUCACCCUUCUAUUCUUCAGCAAGCUGUGACUCCAUCGCUCUGUGCGUCGCCGACAUCUCCUGCCCUCUACAACAACCUCACCGAAGAGGGCUGCUGCAUCGAGCAGGCACACACACACACACACACACCUGUCUCUUAUACACAUCUAGAUGUGUAUAAGAGACAGGAGAGAGAGAGAGAGAGAGAGAGAGAGAGAGAGAGAGAGAGAGAGAGAGAGAGAGAGAGAUGCUCGCCGUGAGAAGCUCGGCAAAAGUAGGUGGCGCGCAGCUUGAUUGCUGGCGGGGGGUUGAAUCGGAGCGGAAAUGUCGUUGGGAGGAGCGGGAGAUCGGGAAUCGCCACCAUUUGGGAAAGGGGCAGCCACGCGAACCUUUACCUGAUCCGAGCAUCUGCCACGUGGCAGCGUCCUGGGCCUGCUGGCACCGGCCGCGAUCCCGGUGGUCUUGUGAGACAAUGGGCCUAGUUGCACCACUUGCUGUCCGGCAACAUUUUGAAUGCAUCGGGGCAAAUUCCAUGGUCGGAUUCAUUCAUAAUGCUGGCAAAUGGCGAGUGGUACAACUGGAGUCGAUGGCUGCAGCGGCAUUAUCACCCCGAGAGAAACUGAUGCUGCCACCCUCUGCUCUGCGCUGCAAACACUGCAGCUGUCCUCUGCUUAGGAAGAGAGAGAGAGAGGGUGGAGAGGAGAGAUGUGGGGAGAGAGGGAGGGUAGUGAAAGGAGGCGGAGGAGGGGGAUUGGGACGCCUGCAUGCAAGUCGGAUUGAGGAGAGGGCAGAGGGCGCUGCCACGUGGCAGGGGCCUCGAAAGGAUCAGGGUACUCUGAGGACGAUCUCCGAGUCGAUACGAGGAAUAGGGGGAAGAGUGGUGAGGGCAAGAUCGGGACAGGGUGGUCUGAGGCUGUUGUUAUCGAGCCACGUGACGUGUCAUGAUGGCGGGAAGAGAGGAGGAUGGUCGGGAUCCCACGGAGACGCCGUCUGGAAAUCCUUCUCACUAACCAAGGCGGAUUUUAAUCGUGUGGUUGAUUACGGAUUGCUGACGUGGCAGGUGCGGAGGUGUGACACGUCAGCCAAGUGGGUGGCAGAAGCAUCCCCCUCUGGCUGGUCCUGGUGGCGCCAAAAUCGUCGAGCGGAUGGCGGGAAAAAAAAGGAGGAGGAUAAGAAACGCGCGGAAACCGACAAAGAAGUGGUGAUGAGGCGAAAAGUGAAAGUGACACGUGUAGAGAACCCAGGAGAAAUGGUGGUGGAAGGCACAGAGGUUAGGUUCAAACUUAACACUUCGUUAGACGAUAUCAAGGUCAAAUGGCUCAAGGAGCGCACAGUGACAGUCGUUUUUAGAGACGAAGCAAGAUUCCUGCUGAGAAGGGUCAAAGACGAUCUGGUGAGGGCCUUUGAAGACGGGUGGAUAAUUGGGAACGGAGAUUUACCGCAGAACGAACGGAGAGGGAGAAUUAAGAUCGAAGGUCCCGGGGUGGCGUCCUACGUGGCAAAAGCCAAGGACGUCGACGAGUUCAUGAUAGCGGAGCAAUUAGUCGAAGUGACCCUAGGGGACACGACCUAUAAGAUUCUGUUCAAACCAUGGAUGACCCGAGUAGAGUUUAGGAAUCUGAGGAAACAGGAGGAGGAUGGCGUUUUUUGGGUGAUGGCACUUCAAAUUCCACUAGACGAUAUGCCAUUUAUUUACGCGCAAAUUGAAAAAGCAAUAGGGAAGAUUAUCCUCGCACACCCGACAAACGCAGAUCCUAGGGGACCAGCCUUAGUCAAUGCUCGAUUCGAUCUCGUUCCAGAAGCCCGUCCAAAUAUGAAGGAUGUCCUCUGGAUCGAGACGGCAAAGGGAGACACAUUGGAAAUCAAGCUGGCGUCAUCUGGCACAAUCAAGUGCAGAACAUGCAAGCAAUUCUUCCACUCGGAACAAGAGUGCCGAAGGAACGAAGGACAACAUGCAGGUGGACCCGGAUCAAGCUGCCAACCACAACAGCAGCAUCAGCGGCAAGCCACACCGUUGAACAGUGGUGGACAAAAUCCUAGGUAUCAAGGACCGUUAGGCCCCAGACCAAUAAUUCCAGCUCCGUCCGGAGCUGCAAGCCACAGAGGGAUGAUACGGAUGAAUCCGACCUUCUCACCUCAAGGCAAUGGAAGAAACAUUCAAGGAAUGCAGCAGCAAGCAGGGGGAAGGUCGAUGCUUGGUGAUAUGGGAGGCGGCGGCCCGUUCCAAGGCCAGAUGGGAGUGGGGAUGGCAGGAGGCUUCCCCCAGGGCCCGGGACAAAACGGAGGGCAGGGGAUCUACGGAGUGCCUAUCCAUCAGGGUGGACAGUUGGGGGCAUGGCAGGGAGGAGGGGUAUCAACGGAAUGGCUGUUAGCUAAUGGCAUUCACCCGGCCUUGUGGGCGGGGUUGUUGAACGCGCACGGAGGAACUCCACUGAGAAGCCAAGGGGGCGGUACUACGACCCAACAAGGUCAAGUGCCAUUCGGCAUGCAGGAAGGAAGACAAGGGUAUCCGGAAACAGAACAGCCAAUUGGGGGAAGACCUAGCGAAGCAACAGGCGGGGACCGAGCAGGUCCAAGCAUGGGACCGGACCAGAGCAGGAACAAGUCCCGAGGAGCAGGCAAACAAAGGAGACUUAGUACGACCCUUCAGCCGGAGAUUACACCAGAACCGUCGAGAGGAUCGAGACUCUCAAGAAGUGGCUCGGAAAAGUCUGUUGGGCAGGACUUCGGAAUGGCGACACCGGGAAAAAGACAACGAGGGAUCGGAGCUGGGAAUAGAAUCAAGUUCUACACCUCGCUGGUGGAUGCAAGGAUAACGGAGCAGAAGCUAAUGGAACUCGAACCACUAGGCCUGAGGCUAAUCCCCAUGAGUCAAUUUAUGGAAGCGAAGAAGCAAGAGUUGGCGAAAUUCAUGAUCUCGCCGAUCAUGAUAACAGCAGAUGCUAUAGCGGAACUGAAGUCGAGGCUACCGAAGGACAAGAAGCUUGGCUCCAGCUUCCUCAAGACAACACUCACGCAAAGCUGGCCGGAAACGAAGUUGGAUAACGAGAAGUUGGCAAUGCUGGGAAGGUGGUGGGAAGGGCCGCAGAUCUGGUCUGCGGCAAAAGACACCAAAGGAGGAGUUGGGAUACUGAUCCACAGGGAUUUGGGAAUGCAGAUCUUGGAUUACUACGCGGACCUUUGGGGCCGCUGGGCUUGGGUCGUUCUGCAAGAAGAAGAGCACAAUGUCAUCUGGGCAAUUGCGUCGGUAUAUGCCCCAGUGAGAAGGAAAGAAAGAAUCUCCAUUUUUGAGGAGCUGCGGGUAGCCCUCCGGACGUGGACGACAUCAUCAUUGGCGGGGAUUGGAACACGGGAUUUGCACCCUACUGAGAUGGGCUACACAUGGUUUUCACACAGGGGGAAGGGGAGAAGAUUGGACUACCUGCUGGUCGGAGGGAACCUCAAGAACCAAUUGAUCAACAUCGAAGAAACCAUCAACCCGGUCUCAGAUCACAAACCGGUAACAGGACAGUUUAACAUUGGGACAGAACAGCUGAAGGGGAGAGGAUACUUCAAGCUAAACACGCUGAACUUGCAGUCAGAGGGGCUGAGUCAAUGGACUCAGGGUUUCUGGGAGCGCUGGCAAAAACAAAAAGACCAUUUUGCGACGCUAGCGGAUUGGUGGGAGGCAGGAUCUAGGAUUCUGUCCAAACUGUUGGAUGUUUUCUCAAGAAUACUGGCCUUAAAUAGGAAUAGGGAGGAGAGGAGGUGCUGGAAACAAGUUCAGAUAGCAGAAGAAAACAUGAAGAGGCAUCCUAUCUCAGAGCUGACGUGGGGAAAAGAAAGAGCCCGAAGACUGGCAAUCUGGGACGAGAAGCAGCAGGAGAAAUCGGAGCUAUGGGCGGAGAGACUCAAAGUGAAGGGGCUGGAGGUAUACGACAGAAUGACCAGAGAAACGUUCCAAAGGUUGAGCCCGGCAAGAACUGCCACGACAUUGAAGGAACUCAGACACCCAUUCGACCCAGAGGAACCAACAACAGCAGACCCCAAGGCACUGUGCAGAUAUGCAGCACUUUACUUCCAAGACAUCCUGACGUCAAGGAGGCAGGAGGAAGGAGGGGACACAGACUUAGCAACAGACUCGGACCAUUGGAAUAACACAACUGUUCGGUUGACAACGCAAGGGAGGUUAGAUCUGGACCGUCCGAUAGCGAAGGAGGAGGCGGAACAAGCGCUGAAGGCAAUGGCAAAUGGGAAGACCCCAGGGAACGACGGCCUCCCGGUAGAAUUCUACCGCAAGCAUCGGAACCAUCUAGGGGAGGAUCUAGUCGCAAUCUACAAUGAGGUACAAAUGGGCGGUAGACUUCCAAACAGUGCGUGCAGAGGAAUAAUCUCGAUUCUGUUCAAGAAGGGAGAUACAAGCGACAUCCGUAACUGGAGGCCAAUUUUGCUGCUAAACGUGUCGUACAAAAUAUUGGCCAAAGUGUUAGCUAGGAGACUGGGCAUGUACUUACCUGACCUUGUGGAAGAUGACCAGGCGGCAUUUGUCAGAGGUCGAUACAUCUAUGAGAACAUCGUCACAACGGUGGAAGUCCUAGAAGUGGUUAGUCAGGAGGAUCUAGAUGUCACGGUGUUGUUGCUAGAUAUGGAGAAGGCGUACGACCGGGUCAACUGGUUAAGGAAGGGCCGGCAUCUUAAUGUCCAGCAGAGAAGACUGUCUGCCCAAGCUCCUUGAUGGUUCUGGAUUGCAUUUUGUCUGGAAUAUAAUUGUGGGCGCAAUCCUGUGACCAGUGGCAAAUCUUGUUGUUGCAAUCCUGCGACCGGGAGCAAAAGGAGGCAGGAAGUUUCAUUUAUCAUCAAAUCAAAUGCCGGUGAGCAUGUGAAGGCUGAGGCUAGACAAGCCAUUGAAGAUAUCACAGAAUGAACAAGAAUCGACCUGGUUUGCGACUUGGAUUCAUGCCAAACAUGCAGAUUGUGAAAGAUCCUGUAGGGUGUUGAACCUUGGUCUCUAUUUUGAAAUACUUAUCUCCUUCAAUGAAACCCCAAUAGGAGU